AGCUAAAGGCUUAAACAAACACAACUAUGGCGUAUCUAUGCUCCUCACCUUCUACUCUAUUACGUGACCCUCACUUUCUCUCUGUUUCACCCAAGCCUAAAUCUUUAAGAACCUCACCUCUUUCUCUUAGGCUUGUUCCCUUGGCGUUUCAAUCAAAAUCCUCUAUCCAAGCUACCCAUGUUUCCUUGCAGGACCCCAUAGCUCAAGAAUCCCAAAACCCCCGGUAUCCAAAUGGAAAAACCGCUUCUUCGAAAAGCAAUGUGUGGGUCAAUCCUCGAAGUCCCAAAGCUUCACGUCUCAGGCAAUUGACUUACAAUUCCAGGUACACUUCUCUGCUCAAGGCAGCUGAGUCUUUGGAUGCUUGCAAUGCCAAUGAAAAAGAUGUUUUAGCUGUUCUGACUAGUUUAGGUGACGAUAUUUCUGAGCAAGAUGCUGUGGUUGUUCUCAAUGACAUGUCGAACCCUCAAAUUGCUUCGCUUGUUCUCGGCCACUUUCGAAGGAUAUUAACGAAAACAACUCGAGAGGUCAUUCUUUAUAAUGUCACCAUUAAGGUUUUUAGGAAGUCUAAGGAUUUGAAUGGUGCUGAGAAGCUGUUUGAUGAAAUGCUUCAGAGAGGGGUUAAGCCCGACAACAUUACCUUUUCCACGCUGAUUAGUUGUUCUAGGGUCUGUGGUUUGCCCAAUAAGGCUGUUGAGUGGUUUGAGAAAAUGCCUACAUAUGAGUGUAAUCCUGAUGAGGUCACUUACUCGGCCAUGAUUGAUGCCUAUGGCCGUGCUGGGAAUGUUGAUAUGGCUUUCACCUUGUAUGACCGUGCUAGAACGGAAAAAUGGAGGAUCGAUUCUGUUACUUUUUCAACUUUGAUUAAGAUACACGGGAUGUCUGGAAAUUAUGACGGCUGUUUAAAUGUUUAUGAGGAGAUGAAGGUCUUAGGUGCUAAACCUAAUACGGUUAUAUAUAAUACUUUGUUGGAUGCCAUGGGGAGAGCCAAGAGGCCUUGGCAGGCCAAGUCUAUUUACAAAGAGAUGAUUUCUAAUGGAUUUUCACCGAAUUGGGCAACCUAUGCUUCACUCUUACGUGCUUACGGAAGAGCUCGGUAUGGUGAGGAUGCUCUUAGUGUAUAUAAAGAGAUGAAAGACAAGGGGUUGGAGUUGACUGUUGUUCUUUACAAUACCCUUUUGGCCAUGUGUGCUGAUGUUGGCUUGGCAGAUGAAGCUGCUGAAAUUUUCGAAGACAUGAAAAAUUCCUGGACUUGCAAGCCUGACAGUUGGACAUUUUCAUCAAUGAUCACCAUAUAUUCUUGCAGUGGGAAAGUUUCAGAGGUGGAGGGGAUUUUGAAUGAUAUGUUGGAAGCCGGUUUUGAACCCAACAUUUUUGUUUUGACAUCACUUAUUCAAUGCUAUGGGAAAGCCCAAUGUGUCGAUGACGUUGUGAGGACGUUUAAUCAAGUUUAUGAAUUGGGGAUAGCUCCCGAUGAUCGGUUUUGUGGUUGUCUUCUGAAUGUGAUGACACAUACACCACGAGAAGAACUUGCUAAGCUGAAUGAUUGCAUUGGGAAGGCUAAUCCAAAACUAGGUGGUGUGGUGAAACUUUUGGUAGGGGAGCAAAACGACGAAGGGGAUUUUAAGAAUGAAGCAUCAGAACUUUUUAAUUGUAUCAGUUCGGAUGUAAAGAAAGCCUACUGUAACUGUUUGAUUGAUCUCUGUGUCAACUUAGAUCUGUUGGAAAGAGCUUGUGAGCUGCUAGAGCUGGGGCUUUCUCUAGAGAUUUAUGCUGGUAUACAAUCUAGGUCUCCAACUCAGUGGUCCUUGAAUCUUAAGUCUCUCUCUCUUGGGGCAGCUUUAACUGCACUGCAUGUUUGGAUUAAUGAUUUGGCAAAAGCACCGGAGUUGGGAGAGGAGCUUCCCCCAUUGCUCGGGAUCAAUACUGGACAUGGGAAACAUAAAUACUCGGAGAAAGGCUUGGCAACUGUCAUCGAGUCACAUUUGAAGGAACUAGAUGCUCCAUUCCAUGAAGCCCCAGACAAGGCUGGCUGGUUUUUGACGACAAAAGUUGCUGCCGAGUCAUGGUUGGAGUCGAGACGUACACCUGACUUGGUGGUUGCUUAGGUAGUGUGCUCAUGAAGAAACGUUCAUCAUAGGCCAGUUCUUCCGUCUUUGCAUCCAUAAUUAAUGUCUAGAAAUAUUCUCUCAAAACUCUCUUUCCUAUAUUUAGCAUUCCCUAUUUUAAUUGGUGGAAAAAUUUUGUAGCAUGGGACG
Messenger RNA from Hibiscus syriacus, 2255 nucleotides. RefSeq names its product pentatricopeptide repeat-containing protein At4g16390, chloroplastic-like. The transcript has a single exon. Gene Ontology annotation, molecular function: protein binding. Gene Ontology annotation, cellular component: chloroplast. The coding region runs from base 27 to 2105 and encodes 692 amino acids. The record is from RefSeq and is a predicted model, not a curated record. NCBI's taxonomy places the organism in Eukaryota, Viridiplantae, Streptophyta, Magnoliopsida, Malvales, Malvaceae.